Molecule: messenger RNA, 606 nt
Organism: Sphaerulina musiva SO2202
Lineage: Eukaryota; Fungi; Ascomycota; Dothideomycetes; Mycosphaerellales; Mycosphaerellaceae
Exons: 1
Coding region: 1-606 (201 amino acids)
Source: RefSeq, a predicted model, not a curated record
AUGUGCAACUUCACAACCACCUACCACACCAUCUGCAAGCACUACUCCACCCGCCAAUACACCUACUGCCCGCUGGCCGAAUCUCAAAACGCCCUCGCCACCAACUCCCCGCAAAGCUGUCACAACACCACCGACAUGGGCCUCGAGACGGACUUCACCGUAUCCUGUAUCAUGUGUCAACGCACCCGUGCUCGCACCCUGUUCUUCACGGGCAUCCCACCACAACCCGAACCGCAAGCGAUCACGUAUGGCAUUGUGGCUUCGAGGUCUGUGGAGAAGGGGAUUCCGAGUGUGUGUGUGACGAGUUGGGUGGAUACUGGCUCUACUGGAAGUGGAAGUGGAAGUGGUAGGACCUCCCCAUCCAUGUCCCGGUGCGAUUCGAAUAUGUCUUUGGCUUCCUUGUCUCCCUCCCUGGCGUCCAUUUCAUCAUCAUCAUCCCAACAAAAUUCUCAAGGCUCGUACCGCGGCUGGUCCUUCAAAGAAGGUAAGUUUGGAAAUGCGCAUUGGAGAUCCUAUCAAGAUGACGAACAGGCCGCGCUCAUUCAGCAGAAACGCCAGGCCAAGGAGAGAACUGCGCUCAAGUCUUGUCAUGAAGACUAUGAGUAG